Molecule: messenger RNA, 723 nt
Organism: Aspergillus oryzae RIB40
Lineage: Eukaryota; Fungi; Ascomycota; Eurotiomycetes; Eurotiales; Aspergillaceae
Exons: 1
Coding region: 1-723 (240 amino acids)
Source: RefSeq, a predicted model, not a curated record
AUGCUUUUAUGGGGCCGAGUCCAGAGUUCCCUUGCCUCCCGUAGAAGCGGUGGCAGCGGCACCCUUCUGUUGGCGCAACUUCUCUUCAAACUUGGCGAAUUCGUGCAUCGAGAUCUCCUCCUCCUCAUCCAUCACUUGCUCAACUCCCUGCACUUCCUCGAUCUGUCCAGACAUACACCAUUAGCCACCUACCCCAACAAGCAACCCCGAGGGGAAAAUAAAAGACGGGAAACUUACGUAGUGCAUAAGCAUAGACUCAAUGCCGUUCUUCAGAGUGACAGUGCUCGAGUCGCAGGUCCGGCAAGCGCCGCGCAACUUCAGCAUCACAAUACCGUUCUCGAAGCCCCGAAGCUCAAUGUCGCCUCCAUCUUCCUGGAUUGCCGGCCGGAUUCUUGUCUCCAAGAGCUCCUUGAUCAUGCUGACAACUUCGUCAUCUUCUUCAUUGUAGCUGAGCGAUUCCUCCUCGCCGCCCUCCUGCGCGUUCUCUCCGGAUUUAGCGACCGUGUUGACGAUCGGCUCGCCGGAGGUUACAGCCUGCGUAAUCAAGCUGAAGAUUUCGGGUUUGAUAUGGGCCCAGUUUGCAUCGCUUGCCUUGGUCACAGUGAUGAACUCAGGUCCGAAGAAGAUGGAGGUGACACCGUCAACAUUGAACAGGUUCGCAGCCAAGGGGGAAGGGUGAGGAGGAGCGAGAGUAGAGCGAGGGGACAAGUACUCGAGGAAUGA